Molecule: messenger RNA, 3228 nt
Organism: Thalassophryne amazonica
Lineage: Eukaryota; Metazoa; Chordata; Actinopteri; Batrachoidiformes; Batrachoididae
Gene: syn1
Product: synapsin I
Exons: 14
Coding region: 285-2246 (653 amino acids)
Biological process (GO): neurotransmitter secretion
Cellular component (GO): synaptic vesicle; synaptic vesicle membrane
Molecular function (GO): ATP binding; metal ion binding
Source: RefSeq, a predicted model, not a curated record
AGCUUGACAUCAGGUUGCGGGCUCCUGUGCCGCUGACGCAGGGCAGAUGGAAAAAACUGAUCCUUGAGGAGAGGGCAGCGGUGAUGCGGGGCGGACUGUGUCUUUAAUUUCACAGGUUCAAAGCCUGAAGCUCGGCCUGAUAGAGGACAUGCGAGUCACCUACAUGUAGGCUUUCACCCUCUCAUUCAGGUUUCUGCACAUGGGAGAGCAGCUCAUCCUUUCUGUAUCUAACCUGCAUCCGAUCGGAGGAUUUUUGGACGUUAUUUUUUGCGCAAACCUCCAUCAUGAACUACCUGCGUCGGCGCCUCUCUGACAGCAAUUUUAUGUCCAACCUGCCCAACGGCUACAUGACGGAUCUCCAGCGGCCCGAUCCGCCGCAGCCAAACCCCGCAGUGUCACCCGGAGCGGCGGAGAGGCGCCAGCAGCCCCCCGCGCAGCAGCACUCAGGAGGCGGCGCAGGAUCCGGAUUCUUCUCAUCCAUAUCCAAUGCUGUCAAACAGACCACCGCCGCCGCCGCGGCCACGUUAUCCGAGGCGGCGGACCGCGCCGGAGUCACCAGUAGUGCCAAGAUCCUCCUGGUUAUCGACGACCAGCAGAUCGACUGGGUGAAGAUGUUUCGAGGAAGAAAAGUCCACAGUGAGUUUGACAUCAAGGUUGAACAGGCAGAAUUCUCCGAAAUCAACUUGGUAGCCACUGCUACAGGAACCUACAACGUGAACAUUGAUGCAAUCAGGAACGGACAUAAGAUUAACAAAUCAUUUAAGCCAGACUUUGUGUUGAUUAGACAGCAUGCUUUCAGCAUGGACAAAAACGGAGACCAUCGCAACAUCGUCAUCGGCCUGCAGUACGCAGGGCUUCCUAGUGUUAACUCUUUGCACUCUGUCUACAAUUUCUGUGACAAACCGUGGGUGUUUGCUCAGAUGACUAGACUGUACAAGCAGCUGGGCCCGGAGGAGUUCCCCCUGAUUGAACAGGUUUACUAUCCCAACUAUAAAGAAAUGAUCACAUCGCCUGGGUUCCCUGUUGUGGUGAAGAUGGGCCAUGCUCACUCAGGAAUGGGAAAGGUCAAAGUGGACAAUCAAUAUGAUUUUCAAGAUAUCGCCAGUGUUGUGGCACUGACCAAAACGUAUGCCACAUCUGAGCCCUUCAUUGAUGCAAAGUAUGACGUGCGCAUCCAGAAGAUUGGCAACAACUACAAGGCUUAUAUGAGAACUUCAAUAUCUGGCAACUGGAAAACCAACACUGGCUCAUCUAUGCUUGAACAGGUUGCAAUGUCAGACAAGUAUCAAAUGUGGGUGGACUCCUGUGCUGACAUAUUUGGAGGGUUGGAUAUCUGUGCGGUGGAGGCUCUGCAUGGAAAAGAUGGCAAGGACUACAUCAUCGAGGUUGAUGACUGUUCGAUGCCGUUGAUUGGGGACCAGCAGGAUGAGGAUCGUGCCCAGAUUGUAGAAUUGGUCAUUUCAAAAAUGAACCAAACUGUAACACGCACUUCCAGUACUUCCACAGUUCGUGCAGCGACAGGACAGCCAUCACAGAAAGCACCGUCUCCUCAGCCUGUCUCUCCAUCCAAAGUGUCACAGGCUCAGCAGCGCCCCCCACCCCAGGGGGGCCCCCAGCAAAGUCCCCCAUCUCAGCAGCGUCCACAACCUCAAGGCCAACCGCCGACACAGGCCCAACAGUUGAGCCAGGACACUGUGGAGCCCAGUGUCCAGACAAAGCCCAACACCCAGCAACGGCCAUCAGAUCAGGGAGCACCUCAUGGCCAGAGAGCUUCUUCUGGUCAGGGUUCUCCUCAGCGAAGCCAGGGAGGGUCCCCUCAAGCUCAGAGACAACAAUCUGUCUCCCAACAGCAGAAAGCUCCAGGAGGUCAGAAGCCCCCGGGGGUGCAGAGGCCUGCUCAUCCGCCCAGGCAGCAGUCACAGGGAGGGCCACAGCAACAGAGGGGUCCUGGUCAGCAAAACCGGCCUGGAACAGCCACAACCCAGCAACCCCAACCUGUCGCCCCAGGACAGGGAGGUCCAGGUGGGCGACCUCCUAUGCAGCAGAAGCCUCAGCUCCCACAGAAACCAAGUCAGGACAACACACCUGGGGGUGGCCCUUCACAACUAAACAAGUCGCAGUCUCUUACCAAUACCUUCAACAUUCCAGAAAUCCCGGCGCCACGAGCCAGCCUUAGCCAGGACGAGGUGAAGGCCGAAACCAUCCGCAAUCUACGCAAAUCUUUUGCUGGUCUCUUCUCGGACUGAAAAGGCAUUAGCCCCUCCCCCUCACUCUGACUGACAGAAAGACGGACAAGCAUCCUGGAGGACAGAUUUCUUCUCUCCGCAAUGGACACGGACCAACAGGAUGCCACCUCCUACUUACCAACACUGACGCUCAUCACAAAACACACACACACACACACACACACACACACACACACGGAACACCCACUGCCUAAAUACUUCAGACAUUUUCAAAGUAAAAUACAUAGAAAAUUUGGGUACAGAUGUCUGAAACAUUCCUCGCCUCAAUCUCAAGUAAGUCACAUAAGCUUGUGUGCUGCAUGCAUGAACACACAGACACCGCUUCCACUCGUUGUUGUUGCCGUGACGCCAUUGUGACCUCUAACGCCGGCUGGUUUUCGACGAACAACAGGCGAGAACACGAUAAUGCAGUCGUCGAUGUUGUUGAAUCUCUGGAACGCUCUUGAACACUCAUUCUGACAUCUUACUGCAUGUCAACAGGAGGCAGCGGAUGUUGUCCAACACCCCCCCCCCCCCCCCCCACACACACACACACUGGUGCUUAUAGCUGUGUUGUCACAUGUAGCUGAAUUAGUAAAGUAGUCUGGUAGCUGUAGGAAUGUUUGUUGCUUCCACUUUCUUCUCAAAUAUGUCGCACAAGAACAAAUGGCGGAAAGCUCUCCACCUUGAACGCAUGCCUUACUAACACGGAGAAGACAGUACGGUCAGACGGAGGUGUCUCAGGGAUGUCCAAGUGAUUGUCUUCCGUGAUACAUUUGUUGAACAGUAAUGAAGGGAAAGUUAUAGAUUUAGUUUGGGCGUUUGAACUUGCACACAAAGUACUGCAAAAUAAUACUUGAAUACACUGACUGAUAAAGUGUAUAUUUUCAGGUUUACUUUGCUACCAGAUUUUCUGACAGGUGCAUCACGGUAUGACACAGCACUGGCAGGGUUGGUGAGCAGUGGAAUGUUAAAAUGUAGUGUUUUGGAAUAGUCACUGAGU